AUGCACUAUCUCGGGAACAACGUUACGAACAGCGAUUCCCGACCAAAUCAGACUUUUACUGAAAGAGAUUACGCCCUCACCGCGAUCGUUCCGUUUUCGGAAUACUCACUUCGGAUCGCUAUUGAAUUCUUCACUUCGACUUCUCAAUAUCCAGAUGUGGCUAACUCUUUGAUUGCUAUAAACAUCAUAAAAUUCCUUGGAGAGCCUCUCUACAUGAAGUACACUUGUAUAUCAGCAAGCACAUGGAAACUAGCUGCUAGUUCGUUGAUUUUGGGAAAUGUCGCGGUCACAAGUCUCCUCCAAAGAUGCACACAGGUCAUGGCGGAUUUCUGUAAGGAUUGGUCAGCUGCUGGAGAUCUUCGCCUACCAAGAUCCCGGAUCCUAGAAAUCAUAUCAGCACUUCAAGCAACCCCUCUUCCCAUUCUCUUAUUUUGUUUUGUUGGUUUUUAA
Caenorhabditis briggsae is the source of this 450-nucleotide messenger RNA. The coding region runs from base 1 to 450 and encodes 149 amino acids. NCBI's taxonomy places the organism in Eukaryota, Metazoa, Nematoda, Chromadorea, Rhabditida, Rhabditidae. The transcript has 3 exons. The record is from RefSeq and is a predicted model, not a curated record.